GAGAGAGAGAGACAGAGAGAGGACAGGAGAGUCCGCGGAGGAGAAGAGGAGGACAGAUCGGAGGCAGAAGGCAGAGGCGCUCCAUGCAGCCAGAAGGAUGCUGCCGAUCUCACGCGCGGACCAUCUCUGACUCCCGGACCGAGACGUUUACCUGGGCCUCUCACCUGACCAAAGUGACCGCCCCCCGCCCCCCCCCCCCCCCCCCCCAACCAGUCAAGGAGCCUCUCUUCUCCCGUCCGGACCGGCCGCCGUCGUCAUGCCACCGGCCGCGCGCUCGCUCGGGCGCCGGCUCCGCGACACCAUGCGCGCGGCGCUGUGGAUCGCGCUGCUGUGGAGCGGCGGCGUCUCGGCAGGAGAUAAAGACGUCCGCCCAGCCGCCCCCUUUACCCCGCACCCGGCGGUGACACAAGGGACCACGAAGGAAAGCGGUCCCAGAGGCAAAAGCGCCGGCGCCGUGGCCGGAGGUCUGCCGCAUUCACUGCUCGUUCAAAGAGGGCGGCUUGUCUCCCAGAAAGGGGCGAUCCCCGCCUCCGCUCUGCCCCAGAGCCAGCUCCCUCUCCUGGGCAGAGGACUCAGCGCCAGCUCCCUCCCGGGAGGUCAUUCCCUGGAGCACGGGAGCGGGGGAUCCCUGGGGGGGGUCAAACCCCCAGCAUCCGCUGCGGUGCCAGGCCGAGGCAGCGAUCCAACCCGGCCUCCUCCGGCAGACACGCGCUCCCCGCCGCCCCACACGCAGACGCACACCCCUGGGCAGGAGGAAGAGAUGAGCCCUGUGGCCACGACGCUGGACGUGGACAGCGGGGACGUGGACCCCGAGGCAGGGCCACCUUCAUCAGCGGCGCAGAGCUGCAUGGUGAAUUUGUCCGACCCGGAGGGAUACAUCGACUCCUUGGAUGACCCCCCGCUGCCGGACGGCACCUCCUUACACUGCACCUACACAGUGACCGUGUACACCGGCUACGGCGUGGAGCUGCAGGUGAAGAGUGUGAACCUGUCCGAGGGCGAGCAGCUCUCCAUCAGGGGCGCGGACGAACGGGGGGCCCUGCUGGUCCUGGCCAACCACACGCUGCUGGUCGAAGGUCAGGUGAUCCGCAGUCCCACCAACACCCUGUCGGUCUACUACCGCUCUGCGCCGGAGGGAAGCACGGGCAACUUCCAGCUGCACUAUCAGAUCUUCAGGCUGAGCUGUUCCCUGCCGAAGAAGCCUCAUUUCGGGGAGGUGUCAGUGCUGGACUUGCUCCCUGGAGGAACUGCCCGCUUUCACUGCCACAUGGGGUACCACCUACAGGGGGCGGCGCUGCUCACCUGCCUCAAUGCCUCCCUGCCCGUGUGGAGCGGCAAGGAGCCCAGCUGCAGGGCUCUUUGUGGAGGGACGGUGAAGAAUGCUACAGUGGGGAGGGUACUGUCCCCCUCUCCCCACCAUGGGCCUAACGCCACCCAGGACUGCUCCUGCUCCUGGUCCCUGGAGGCCCCCAGGGGCCAGAGGCUGCACCUGCAUCUGGAGAGGCUGGCCUUGGGCCCCACUGACAGGCUGGUGCUGUGGAGCGGGCUGGACGCCGGCUCCGUCGUGCUGUUCGACUCGGGGCGCGGCGGGCAGAUACCUUUCGAGGGGGUGAUCAGCGAGGGUCCAGCUGUGAGGAUCCAGUUCAUCACCGAUCAGCCCAACCACGACACGGGAUUCAACAUUCGCUAUGAAGCGUUCGAGCGUGGCCACUGCUACGAGCCGUACCUCCAGAACGGAAACUUCACCACUUCGGACCCGUUAUACGGGGUCGGAGCUGUGGUCCAGUUCGCGUGUGACCCGGGCCACUCGCUGGAACAAGGGCCCCCUGUCAUUGAGUGCAUCAGUGCGAGGGAUCCGUACUGGAAUGACACAGAGCCGCUGUGCAAAGCACAGUGUGGGGGAGACCUGACCGGACCAGGGGGCGUGAUCCUGUCCCCAAACUGGCCAGAGUGGUACGGAGAGGGGGAGGACUGCAGCUGGAGGAUACAUGUCGGGGAGGACAAACGAGUGCUGCUUGAUGUGCAACUACUGAACAUCAGCGACAGCGACAUGUUGACCAUCACCGACGGCGACGAGGUGACAACGCGCAUCCUGGGGCGGUACAUCGGAGGAACCAGCCCCUUUAAACUCUCCUCCACCACCCCCGACCUCACUGUGACCUUCCACUCGGACCCGGCGGGGCUCGUCUUUGGCAAGGGCGAAGGCUUCAUCAUCAACUACAUGGAGGUGUCCCGGAACGACUCGUGUCCAGAUCUGCCUGAGAUCCAGAAUGGCUGGAAGACGACGUCCCAUGUGGCGCUGGUGCGGGGGGCUCACAUCACCUACCAGUGUGACCCCGGUUAUGACCUGGUUGGACGGGAGACCCUCACCUGUCAGCUAGACCUCUCCUGGAGCUCACAGCCCCCGUUCUGUGAAAAGAUCAUGUACUGCUCAGAUCCUGGCCACGUGGAGCACUCCACCAGGUCCCUGUCCGAUCCUAAACUCCUGGUGGGAACAACCAUUCAGUACAGCUGCAACCCCGGCUUCAUCCUACAGGGCGGCGCCACUCUCACCUGCUACGGCCGCGAGCCAGGGACCCCGGUGUGGACGUCUCGACUACCCCAUUGUGUCUCCGAGGAUUCCGUUUCCUGUGAAAACCCCGGUCUCCCUGACAACGGCUACCAGAUCCUGUCCAAGAGGCUCUACCUGCCCGGCGAGUCCCUCACCUUUGUCUGUUACCAAGGUUACGAGCUCAUUGGAGAGGUUGCCAUCAAAUGCAUCCUGGGGAACCCGUCGUUCUGGAGCGGCCCGCUUCCACUCUGCAGGGCCGACCAUGACUGCUUUGGCAACCAUGCUUUGGAAGUUGCCGAGGCGACUGCAGGCUCCACUCUGGAUGGGGGGAACAUCGCGCUGGCCAUCUUCAUCCUCGUCCUUCUGCUGUCUGUGCUGCUGGGAGGGGCCUAUGUCUAUGUCACGCGGUGCAGAUAUCACUCCAACCUAAGGCUGCCUCUCAUCUACCCCCACCCUUACCGACAGAUUACAGUGGAGACAGAAUUCGAUAACCCGCUCUAUGAGACAGGAGGGCAGGACACUCGUGAAUAUGAAGUAUCAAUAUGAGAAGCCUCGCAAAAGACAUUUCUGAACCAAGACCGACCACCUCGUCCUAGCUCUUCAUCCUCUUCUCCCUCCUUCUCCGCCCAGGGGGAGACGAUGUAAAUACAAAUAGAUGAUGUCCGGCCCCUUCUGCCAUGAGACGCUGUGGUUGACCCUGUUCUCUCUUCCUUUGAUGCAACAUUGUGUGAUGACAUGGUGGGAAAUGUGAGGGGGAAAGAGGAGCGGGAGAGGAGUUAAACAGGUUACUGGCGAAACUUGUGCACGUCAGUGUCACCGGGAGAUGAUGGGAGAUGUAGGACGGAAAGGAGAAGACCCGGAGAUCAUCUAGGAACAUCAAGCGUGGUGAGGAAAGAGGAGGUGGUGGGUCUGAGAUGUGACGGAAAAGGAGUUAGGGAGAGGAGAAGGGGAAGGAGUCAGGGACAGGACACAGUCUAUGUGGAAUGAGGGGAUUAAAGCACUUUUUUUUUGUAUUUUUGUCAAACAUGUAUCACUUGUAAGCUAUUUAGAGGAAAGAAUCCUAGAAUAUGUCUUACAAAGAGAGUUAAAUUAAUAAUUCUUAAGGAUUCAAUUAGAUCAGACCCCAUUUUUAUACCAUUUAAUUGGUCUUGUUUCCAUCCAAAUGUAUUAUAGUAUAGUAGGAGUUGGGUCAUUGAGACAAACUGAUGGAGCUGAUUCUCCAGUUAGCGCCAUUUAAGAGGACAAAGUAAGAUGAGGUUAUUUAAAAAGGUAUGCAGUAUACAAAAAUGAAAGUAUGCAUAACAACUGGUGGAUGGAAACACACUUGAUGAAAUCAUCACCCACUGUUUACUGGUCACUCCCCUACAGUUAAAUCAGAGCUGGAUCAAUUAUGGAAUGAUAAACAGCAUUGAACGGGUCAUUGAACGGGUGACUUUUAUUGUGAAGCAGCCGCAAAAAAAAAAGCAGAGUUACUGUCUUCGAGGUUAGCGCAGACUGUGAUUGUUCAACAAAUGGUCAUUUUCAGUCAUUUGGGCUGUGACCAAAUGUCAGUGAGUGAGUGAGCCAUUGACAGAGUUAUGCCACUGGUCGACCGGCCAGGACUGGCAGCGCGAUGAGUCUUGGGGAUAGAUUGACAGGAAGAAUGGAUAAGGGGAAUUAAAAGGUUGUUUUUUUUAACAUUCACUCAUGAGUCACCCUUUCUUGCCAGUACAAAACGAUAAUAACAGGAAGGAAAUGAUGACGAGUGGCUGCCUUUUCGUUCCCCUCCUAAUCAGUCCGACACGUGACGUCUGUCUCCUGUCCCUGACGCCCCUCCCGCCUGUGGUCACCUUCAAGGCUUUUCAGUCCAGCCGCGCCACUUCUGGCUUUCGCUGUAGUUAAUUGGUGUUUUAAAUCUAUGACUUCAGGGGGCCAGUACAGCGCUGAUGUCUCAUUUCCCUCACGUAUUGUUAGACUGACGGCCUCAGAGUCAGCGGGCCGGCUGAUGGUUACACAAGGGGGAAAAGAAAAAGAAAAAAGACAAAAAAACAUGCAUUGUUGCAGAUGUGCAUGGAGGUUGACGUGUGAAUAGCAUAGCUGUAGUCAACUGACCGACCUUUCGAGUGCAAGCUCAAUCAACCCACCAGAUGAUGUAUUUAUUUUGAUGUACUGUAUAUGUGGUGUUUUAUGCAGAUUGAUAAAUGUGCAUUUUCAUUAUGAGAAGACAAAUGUUGACAGUUUCCCUAAAUAAAUGGUAAAAUGAAAUAAAAAGUACAAAAGAUUCUUCCUAAA
Messenger RNA from Scophthalmus maximus (turbot), 4822 nucleotides. Its product is annotated as seizure 6-like protein. Gene Ontology annotation, cellular component: endoplasmic reticulum; neuronal cell body. The coding region runs from base 257 to 3097 and encodes 946 amino acids. The transcript is spliced from 17 exons. Gene Ontology annotation, biological process: synapse maturation. NCBI's taxonomy places the organism in Eukaryota, Metazoa, Chordata, Actinopteri, Pleuronectiformes, Scophthalmidae. The record is from RefSeq and is a predicted model, not a curated record.